AUGUCGGAUCUUGUCAAUCUAUCACGGCCCGCAAUCUUGGCUCAGUGCUCUCGAUGCUCCAGUUCAUUAGCCGUCCUCGAGAAUGAGUGGGCAACUUUAUCAUCUGCCUACUCUAUUGCGACAGCCUGGCUGAGUGUCAACUUCAACCGCAUCUCCAUCUCUUCAGAGAGGAAACAAAUCCCGCGGACGCCAGAGUUUCAUCUUUUGCGCGGUCGUACUACUCAAGAGGUGUGCUGCAAACUUUGUCAACAAAAACUUGGCGCUCUAUGUACUCUGGACAAUGGACCCAACAUCUUUUGGAAGAUGUCAAGGGUCGCCUACAGGGAAGUUGUGACUAUGCGAACCGCUGAGCCGAUUUUCAAAGACGGCGCUCUUGAAAGAUUCCUCCAUCCAACUCCUCCAGAACCAGCUCGACGAGAUCGCUCCUCUGCCAACGACGCCGCGUUGAUCCCCACUGGCCUUUCCGGCUCAUCAAAAGAACCAAUCUUGCAACGGCAGAUGCAAAACCAGGGACGAAGUAUUGAUCAGAUCUCAAGCUCGGUGAAUCACCUGCAGGACACUAUGACAGACUUGAAGCAUUCGUUUACCUCGCUCCGCAUAGAACUUCAAGGGCCUAAUCGCCAUGUGGCAGAACACGGAAACCUCAACAGCCAGGGCUUCGACAUGGUUGCGACGGUACUGAAGGAGUUGAAAUCAAAGUCAGACGAAAUCGAGAAAUUGAAGCUCGAGAUUGAAGCAUUGAAGCUGAGAAACCGGUUCAUGGAGGAGCGCAGACCAAGUAAUAAUGUAGAUUACUUGGGUACAGGAAAUGAUUCGCUGCCUCAAGUUCAAAGUCCUGGUCUGCUACAGGCAGGAAGAAAACGUGCCUGGCCUGACGCCUUCUCUAAUAGCGUCUCUCGCACGGUCGCAGACUCGUUCGGUGAAGAAGACAUGGUUGAAGAUCUGGCGUCGGAGCCUCGGCCAUCGUACAUGGUGAGAAUUCCGAUCAAGAAUUCGCAUAUGAUUACCAAUGGCGAAAGUCGGGAUCAGCCGCCUGGUUGGCCUCCAAACGUCCACGAUGCGAAUCAUGACCAACGCCCAAGGACCAUUGUCGACAAUCAAGGACCGGACGUUUCAGAGCAGAGUCCAACCAAACGACUUAGGGUCACUCAAUCCUCUGCGGACCUAUCUCGCUCACAGGAUUGUUCUGAGAAACGACGGCGAGGCCGGCCAAGGAAGUCCAUAACCGAGAUCUUUAAACCCAGUGUUCCCCAAACACCAGAUUAUUCCCCGGGUGGCUCGGAAGCAGGUAUUGAGUCUAGCUCGUCUGUUCAAGUCCCCGUUUCUCUUUCAAGCCCACAAAGGCAAUCCCACCGAGGUCGCCCUCGGCGCGUUACACGAUCACGAUCAAUGGGCCCGGCAGAAUUCCAUCAGACAGCGCCACCUGAGACUCCCCUCUCCGCCGAAGGUCCUACGAAAGAAAAAACCAACGGCGAGCCAACGAUUUCAGAGGAAUACCAGGUGACGAAUAGGGAUGAGGAGACUAAUAGCAGCGUCGGUGUUGAAAUUUCUGUGGCUACGGAGGAAGAAAUGCGUCAAGCUAAGGUUGCGGCGCGGGACCUCUUGACCCAGAUGACUAUGCAGCGCGAGGAGGUCAUGGAUACCUUGGAAUCACGGUGA
Messenger RNA from Penicillium verhagenii, 1659 nucleotides. RefSeq lists its product as uncharacterized. The record is from RefSeq and is a predicted model, not a curated record. The transcript has 2 exons. Bases 1 to 1659 code for a protein of 552 amino acids. NCBI's taxonomy places the organism in Eukaryota, Fungi, Ascomycota, Eurotiomycetes, Eurotiales, Aspergillaceae.